UCUUCUUGUUAAACUCUUCAAUCUCAAUUUCUCCUUUGACUUUCCCAUUCAUAUAUAUAUUUUUUCUUUUAUAUUGAUGGUUUCUUUGGGUGCGGGUUGGCACUUGGCAUGAUGAAUUCACUAUGGAUGGUGCUCACGAAAAGUGUUUGUUUUAAUAAAGCCCGAGUUGGAAGAGUUAUCGAUCCAUCUUCUGGAAUACUUUUUAUUCUUAGUACCGUAUCAAAACCGAAAAUACCAACUGUUAAAAGCUUUUUUUUUUUUUUAAUUUUUAAUCUGGGUAACCUUUUUUUUAUUAUUAUUAUUUUUGGUUGAAGUUAGUUUCGGUUGUAUCCAGGAGGUCAUAUUGCCAUAACUCAUAAGGUUAUUGAAUUAAUAAUAACAAAAUAUAAAUUUUUACAAAAGACGCUGCAUGUAAAAGAUGAGACUGUAAAUAUUAAUAUUUGAAUUUCAAAAUUGUUAAAUAUUACCAUUUAAAAAAUGUCUGAAUCAUUUGAAUUAAUUUCUGGUUUUUAGAAUAUUCGUUUUAUGAUUGCCUUUUGGAAAGCAAAAUCUAAAUCCCACUCACACUUUUUUUCCCUGUUUGAUUAUUCCUCCUGUUGAGGAAACUGUUUGUUUCUUGAAACUGAGCACUUUCAUUCUUGAGUUUUUCACAAGUAUACUAUACUGCUUUACUGUAAUAGCCUUGCUUUCCUGGAAAAAGAAAAUUGACCGAGUUGCUGCACAAGUGUCUUAAUAAAAGAUAUGCUUCACAGCAUAAUGAAGUUCUGGAAAAGGGGAAUACACUUCGGUUGGUAGAGCGCGGAGAAUAGAAAUUGCAUCUAAUCUUUUUGCUUAUUCAAAUCUGAAAUUAAAUAUCCACCACAAAUCCUGUAAAUAAUUCACAAUUUGAACUACUUCAAAGUAAGGGUGAAUCUUGUUUGUAGCGGAAGAAAAUAUAGAAUAAGUUGGCUAUAUGACUCUAGGCCUUAAAGUCAACACUUAAACAAAGGAUAGUUUAUUAUGAUAUUGAAAUUAAUGAAUCAACAUGGAUGAUCUCUUUCAAACAAUACCAAACCAAUUCUAAGUGUCUUUUGUUUAAGGAAUUUAGCCUGAUUUAUAAUCAACUUGCCGGGUCUUAAGAAUGUAGAACAGAUGAGAGCUAGAUACAUUUUCUGUAACUGAUGAGAAGUGUCUUUUUGACAUGAAAUAGUUGACAAAUAUUGCUCAUUGCACUCAUAUAAAUGGGAACUGUCCCCCCUUUUUUCCAAUGCAAACACUCUUUUGAUCUUCUUUGGCUCUCUUCUCUUUAACUGUUACAGUCUCAAAUUAGUUUGCGUCGAUCAGCACUGACCUUUUAGGUUAUAAACUAGUCUCUAGACAGAAUGAGUCACCGUGUCACUGAUGGGCUUGGCCACGAGGAGAUGGAUGUUAUUAACGUUUCUUCAUCACGUCGCAAUUCAGAGAAUUUGCCAUACGUUCACAAAGUGGGAGUACCUCCUAAGCAAAACCUGCUGAAAGAAAUUGCAGGCACUGUGAAGGAAACUUUCUUUGCAGAUGAUCCUUUACGUCAUUUUAAGGAUCAACCAAGGUCAAGAAAGUUUGUGCUAGGCCUCCAAGCGGUUUUUCCUAUUUUAGAAUGGGGAAGGCACUAUAGUCUUUCUAAAUUCAAAGGCGACUUCAUUGCUGGACUUACCAUUGCAAGUCUUUGCAUUCCACAGGAUAUUGGGUAUGCAAAGCUUGCCAAUAUGGAGCCUCAAUAUGGAUUAUAUAGUAGCUUUGUUCCACCUCUUGUUUAUGCAUUCAUGGGAAGCUCGCGGGAUAUUGCUAUUGGACCGGUGGCUGUGGUGUCUCUCUUGCUUGGCAGUCUCCUGCAGGACGAGAUUGACUCAUCUGAUAAUCCAGUUGACUACCGACGCCUUGCAUUCACUGCUACAUUCUUUGCUGGCAUCACUCAGGUCACACUUGGAUUUUUCAGGUUGGGGUUCUUGAUAGACUUUCUAUCUCAUGCUGCCAUAGUUGGCUUUAUGGCGGGUGCUGCUAUCACCAUUGCCCUUCAACAACUUAAAAGUCUACUUGGAAUCAAAAAGUUCACAAAGAAUACUGAUAUUGUCUCUGUCAUGCGCUCAGUGUGGAGUUCAGUGCAUCAUGGCUGGAAUUGGCAAACUAUACUUAUAGGAAUGUCCUUCCUGGCCUUCCUCUUGGCUGCAAAAUACAUUGUGAAAAAGAACAAGAAACUAUUUUGGGUGCCAGCAAUUGCUCCCUUGAUCUCUGUCAUACUCUCCACCUUUAUUGUGUACAUAACACAUGCUGACAAGCAUGGUGUUCAGAUCGUGAAACAUAUCAGAAAGGGCAUCAACCCACCGUCUGUUAAUGAAAUAUUUUUCUCUGGAGAAUAUCUUGGCAAAGGUUUCAGGAUAGGUGUUGUAGCGGGCAUGAUAGCAUUGACGGAAGCCGUCGCAAUUGGAAGAACAUUUGCUUCCAUGAAGGACUACCAGCUGGAUGGAAACAAGGAAAUGGUAGCAUUAGGAACAAUGAAUAUUGUUGGUUCAAUGACAUCUUGUUAUGUGGCUACAGGUUCCUUCUCUCGCUCAGCAGUAAAUUACAUGGCUGGAUGCCAUACAGCUGUGUCUAAUAUAGUGAUGUCCUGUGUUGUGCUAGUAACAUUGGAACUUAUCAUUCCUCUGUUCAAGUACACUCCAAAUGCAAUUCUUGCUUCUAUUAUUAUAUCCGCAGUGAUUGGCUUAAUUGACAUUGAAGCAGUAACUCUAAUAUGGAAGAUCGAUAAAUUUGAUUUUGUUGCUUGUAUGGGAGCCUUCUUUGGAGUAGUUUUCUCUUCUGUUGAGAUAGGCCUCCUAAUUGCGGUUUCAAUAUCAUUUGCAAAAAUCCUCUUACAAGUCACAAGACCUCGGACAGCAAUUCUUGGAAAGCUUCCAAGGACGACUGUUUACAGGAACAUCCUCCAAUAUCCAGAAGCAACAAAAGUUCCUGGCAUCCUCAUUGUUAGAGUUGAUUCUGCAAUUUACUUUUCCAACUCCAACUAUGUAAAAGAAAGGAUUUUGAGAUGGCUGGCUGAUGAAGAAGAACAACUGAAAGAAAAUUCCCAACGCAGAAUUCAGUACUUGAUUGUUGAAAUGUCACCUGUUACUGACAUUGACACUAGUGGCAUCCAUGCCCUCGAAGAGUUGUUCAGAAGUCUUGAGAAGAGGGAUGUCAAGCUUGUUUUAGCAAAUCCAGGGCCAGUUGUGGUUGACAAGCUCCAUGCCUCAAAGUUUCCAGAGAUGAUAGGGGAGGAUAGGAUCUACCUCACUGUGGCAGAUGCAGUACUAACAUGUUCUCCCAAAAUGGAAUUAGAACCGUAAAAUAAUUUGUCCAUGAUGUUGUCCAACUAAUCCAAAAUUUUGGGAUAUUCAAGUGCAUUUGAUUAAAGAAAAAGAAAGUUUUUUAAGGAAAAAAGAUCAGAUGAACGAAUUUUCAUAUUUCUCUUUUUUUUUUUGAGAGAGAACAAAGGUAAACAUCACUAUUAGUAGAAUGAACAUUUCCUUCGAAGGACUGAUGGGGCUCCGGAGUCACACCACUGAUAUUUUUCUACUUUUAGGAUAAUAUAUCUGGUGUAGGUGUAUGUGUUUGGAAUCUCAUUCUCAUCGAAUGGGGAUUUUUUAUUAGUCUCUUUGAUUGAGCUUGAAACCUCAGAACAAUUAAAAAGUGGCAUCCAAGCUAUCAUGAGAAUAUUAUCA
This is a messenger RNA of Durio zibethinus, 3713 nucleotides long. Its product is annotated as sulfate transporter 1.3-like. Gene Ontology annotation, cellular component: membrane. The record is from RefSeq and is a predicted model, not a curated record. Lineage: Eukaryota; Viridiplantae; Streptophyta; Magnoliopsida; Malvales; Malvaceae. Gene Ontology annotation, molecular function: secondary active sulfate transmembrane transporter activity. Gene Ontology annotation, biological process: sulfate transmembrane transport.